This is a messenger RNA of Corticium candelabrum, 1609 nucleotides long. Its product is annotated as COP9 signalosome complex subunit 1-like. The record is from RefSeq and is a predicted model, not a curated record. The coding region runs from base 12 to 1448 and encodes 478 amino acids. The transcript is spliced from 17 exons. Gene Ontology annotation, cellular component: COP9 signalosome. NCBI's taxonomy places the organism in Eukaryota, Metazoa, Porifera, Homoscleromorpha, Homosclerophorida, Plakinidae.
CCGGAUUAAUCAUGCCUCUGCAUCCUAUCUCAGGGCUCCGCGAGCCCGACGAGCCUAUGCAAGUCGAUGCAGUGGGAGGAGAGGCCCCGUCGAGUCCGAUGCAGAUGCAACUGAUGUCGUUCACAGUAGAAAAUCCUACAUUGGAUUUAGAUGCAUAUGCUAGCUGUUAUGUGGGCAUUACAAAGCUGAAGAGAUUGGUUUUUGUCGCUAAACAUUGCCCAGCACUAGCGGUCGAUGCUCUAAGGCUGGCUCACACGGCUGUUCGUUCUACAUUUAAUACUCAGGCAUACAUUGAAAUUACAACAAAGCUUGGUGAAGCAAUGUCACAAAGGCCUGAUGUUAGUGCAGCUCAUGUGCCAGCUGUUGAUAUGCACUGGGUGGAGAUAACGAACAAGAAAGCAGCAUUAAAGUUAGAGAAGCUGGAUAAUGAUCUAAAGAAUUACAAAGCUAACUCUAUUAAGGAGAGCAUUCGACGUGGGCAUGAUGACUUGGGAGAUCACCAUCUAGAUUGUGGAGAUCUCAGCAAUGCAUUAAAAUGUUAUUCAAGAGCUCGUGAUUACUGCACUAAUGCCAGACAUGUGGUACACAUGUGUUUGAACGUAAUUAAGGUGAGUGUCCUUCUAUGCAACUGGUCUCACGUACUAAACUAUGUGAACAAGGCGGAGGCUUCACCAGAAUUAGUUUCUGAGAGUCGUGAUAAGCCGGGAAAUGCUGCUAUUGCAUCCAGACUGAAAUGUGCUGCAGGUUUGGCUGAAUUGGCCAACAAGAAGUACAAGAAUGCAGCUCGCUACUUCUUGCAAGUAUCAUUUGAUCACUGCGACUUCCCAGAUAUGCUGUCACCUAGCAACGUUGCCGUGUACGGUAGUCUCUGUGCACUGGCUACGUUUGACAGACAUGAGUUGCAACAGAAAUUAGUUGGCAGCAGUUCAUUCAAACAGUUUCUGGAAUUGGAACCCCAACUACGUGAUGUCAUCCAGAAAUUUUAUAACUCACAGUACGCUUCUUGUCUAAACACUCUCGCUGAAUUGAAGGACAACCUCAUGCUUGAUAUGUUUCUCAGUCAGCAUCUGGGAAAACUCUAUUCAUUAGUCAGGAGCAAGGCUAUGGUUCAGUAUUUUAGUCCUUAUUUGUCUGCUGAUAUGAGAAAAAUGGCUGUUGCAUUUAACUCGUCGGUAUCCGACCUAGAAGAUGAGCUCACUCAGCUUAUCCUCGAAGGUCAGAUCUCGGCUCGAAUCGAUUCACACAGCAAGACGUUGUAUGCACGUGACGUGGACGAACGCAGUGAUACGUUUGAACGGUCCCUCACAGUUGGUAGACAAUAUCAGAUGAGAACCAAGGCUCUGAUUCUUCGGGCGGCUCUUAUUAGACACCAAGUCAUUGUCAAGCCUCCUGCAAGGGACACUGGUGGGGAGGCGUCGUUAGCUCCGGGCUCUGCUAGUUCGAGAUAGAGACAUUUUGGACACGAUUCUGUGGUAUGUGCUGCUGUUACUCGUACAGCCGUAUUGCCAGCCAAGUGUAGUGUGAUUUACACUAAAUAAGAUCGGGUUUAACUGACUUGUUUGUGAAGCAUUUACAGUUAAGUGUAUACACUUAGUACUACAGUACUGGA